Eremothecium cymbalariae DBVPG#7215 is the source of this 696-nucleotide messenger RNA. RefSeq names its product Mcm22p (gene MCM22). The record is from RefSeq and is a predicted model, not a curated record. The coding region runs from base 1 to 696 and encodes 231 amino acids. NCBI's taxonomy places the organism in Eukaryota, Fungi, Ascomycota, Saccharomycetes, Saccharomycetales, Saccharomycetaceae. The transcript has a single exon.
AUGGAAAACAGAGAGACUACUGAAUCACAGUGGGAAGCUUUCAAUCAGCGUCUUAGACAUGAAAUUGAGAACAAACAGUUCUUUUUAAAGCAGGCGCAGGCCGCUGUUCAAAAGUUAAGUAAAACUUCUGAUGUCGAUGAUCUUCAUAACAAUCGCGUCGCCUGGGCAUCGCUUUUAGACACUCAGCUGUUUAUUCCGGACCGAUCUGACCCUCUUGGUGUUGUUCUGGCUUUAAACAGGGAGCAGCGUACAUCUAAUAGUGAUGUUGGAUCUGUUUUGGGUGGGACAAUUGAACAACUGCAAAUUAUGGUGCAUGACCAGGAAGCUUUGAAUGACGAUAUGAGCAAAUUGAAUUCUUUUUUAACAAAAAGAAUAAAGGAUAAUGCUGCUAACAAGGACAUAGAAUCCCAUCAUCCUGAACCUAGGGUAAGUGUUGCUGAGAUUUUCGAGAACUUUGUGGGGGAAUUUCUGGUCCCUGAUAUAUCAACGUCCCAGGAUCGCUGGCAUGAGGUGAAGGAUAACGUGUUAAGCCUGGUGUAUAGGUUACUUGAAAAGGAUCAAGAUUUGAGAUUGAGUGACUUCAAUCCUUUCUGUAUGGCAUUGUACCGUUUAUUAUCGAAAGCGCAUAUGUUACAAGAGAUACCCGGGGCAGAUAUACCUGAUAAUCCAUAUAUACGAUUAUAUACAACAAUGUGA